GAGAGAGAGCCAUGCAAACGCAUGCAUUGAUGAUAACGAUAUGUACAUUGAGGCACGUCACCUUUUCUCACUUGAAAUUGCAGGUGAACAGAAGUAGUUGAGAUGUAGUUGGCCCUCGCCUUUACCCUAGGAUAAAAGAUAUGGAAGAGUACCAAAAACAGAAAAAAAGGGCCUCCCAAUUUCAACCCUAAACAACAAUUAAUCUCUCUCUCUCUCUCUCUCUCUCUCCUUUUGGUUUCUUGUGUGUCUGCACGGACCAACUUCUUCUCACCUUCCACCACCUUAACUCUUUGAAAGCUUUAUAUACUUCUCCUAUCAAACAUUAAUUCUCUCUUCCUUUCUCUUCAUUCUCUAAUUAAUUAACACCUCAGAUUAAUUAUGGAAGGUCAUCAAGAGCCUAAUUACCCACCCCCAUUAACCCCAUCAUCCUUAAUCUCAUUGCCAUUCUUGUUGCCACCCCAAAACCCUCUCUUCACACCCUCAUCAGCAUCAACAGCCCCAUCCUCCUCCUCACAGCUGAUCAGCCCUCCUCUUCUAGAACCUCAGCAGCAUCAAGUCCUCCCAGACAUUGAUUGGGUCAGCCUUCUCUCUGGUUCUCCUGCAGCUGUGUUUGAUGGGCAGGAGAUUAAUAAUUAUAAGCCACUGGUAGAAAAUAAUAAUGUUGGUGCCUCUGCUGAGAAUAUUAAUGAAGCUGAUCGGGAAGGAAAGGGUGCAAAUAGUAAAAGGAAAGGUGGGGGUAGGAUGAGAAAACCAGCGAGCCGGCCUAGAUUUGCUUUUCAGACCCGGAGUGCCGAUGAUAUUCUUGAUGAUGGUUAUCGCUGGAGAAAGUACGGACAGAAGGCCGUCAAGAACAACUUAUAUCCCAGGAGCUAUUAUCGGUGCACACAUCACACAUGCAAUGUGAAAAAGCAGGUCCAGAGGCUAUCUAAGGACACGAGCAUUGUGGUGACAACAUAUGAAGGAACUCACAAUCAUCCCUGUGAGAAGUUGAUGGAAACCCUAACCCCUCUUCUUAAGCAAAUGCAGUUCCUCUCUAGGUUCUGAUUCAAAAUUAAUUAGCUCGCUAGUACCAAAGGUUUAAUUGCUAUAUGAACAUACAGAAUGCACAGUGCAUGAUCUUCUAUCGGAAAUUAAUUUGUACUUAUAUAUGUAUUAACCUUAUUAACUGUGGACUAUCUGAGAAGGAAAAAGAAAAGAAAUGUAAAGGUCAAUAUACCGAAAUCAAUAUGUCAAUUAAGCUCUUGUAUGUUAUUUGGUACCACUAAUAAACUCCUCAUUUGAUUCUUGUAUUC
Messenger RNA from Prunus persica (peach), 1292 nucleotides. RefSeq names its product probable WRKY transcription factor 56. The record is from RefSeq and is a predicted model, not a curated record. NCBI's taxonomy places the organism in Eukaryota, Viridiplantae, Streptophyta, Magnoliopsida, Rosales, Rosaceae. Gene Ontology annotation, molecular function: sequence-specific DNA binding; DNA-binding transcription factor activity. The transcript is spliced from 2 exons. Bases 379 to 1044 code for a protein of 221 amino acids. Gene Ontology annotation, biological process: regulation of DNA-templated transcription.